AUGUCUGCACCAAUCGUCAGCGCCACCAUGGGGGCGAUGAACCCCCUCAUCGGCAAGCUCGCCGCACUGAUGGGUGACGAGUACAAGAAGCUCACAGGGGUGAGGAGACAGGCCUCGUUCCUCAAGGAUGAGCUCAGCACCAUGAAAGCCCUCCUUGAGAAGCUUGAGCUCAUGGACGAACUGGAUCCCUUAGCCAAGAAUUGGAGGGACCAUGUCAGGGAGAUGUCCUACGACAUGGAGAAUUGCAUCGAUGACUUCAUGCAAGACAUUGGAGGUGCCGAUGCCAAGAUGGGCUUUAUAAAGAAGACGGCUAAACGUCUUAAGACGUUGCGGAAGCGUCAUCGUAUCGCUGAUCGGAUGGAAGAGCUCAAGGCCCUUGCUUUGCAAGCAAAUGAACGACGCAUGAGGUACAAGAUUGAUGAUUGCACCAAUUCUACCACUCGUGUCGUUCCCAUCGAUACUCGGAUGUUGGCAAUCUACAAGCAGGCAGCCGGGCUUGUGGGCAUUGAUGGCCCAAAGAAAGAGCUUGUAAGUUGGUUGACAGAUACUCAUGAAAAAGUCAAGGUGGUGGCUAUUGUUGGAUUUGGAGGUCUUGGUAAAACUACACUUGCCAAACAAGUAUAUGAUAUGAUCGGAGGGCAAUUCAGCUGUACAAUAUUUUUAUCAGUUUCUCAAAGACCUGAUAUGUCAAGCCUCCUCGGUGGUCUCCUGUUGAAGCUUGAGAUGAAAGAGGAGUUAACUCACGCUCACGAGGUGCAAGACAUGGUUGCUCAUCUUAGAGAAUAUCUAACACAUAAGAGGUACCUUAUUGUUGUUGAUGACUUGUGGGAUCAAUCAACAUGGAAUAUCAUGAGUUGUAUCUUUCCGGAAGUCGGGAAUGGAAGUAGAGUAAUAGUAACUACACGAGUGGAGGAUGUGGCUAUUUGGGCGUGUCACAAUGACCAUGAGUGUGUUUAUAGAAUGGAACCCCUCAAAGAACAAGACUCAAGAAUGCUGUUCUGUAAUAGAGUAUUUGGUUCCGGAUGUGUCUGGCCACCUUACUUAAAAGAAGUUUCGGUUGAAAUAUUGAAGAAGUGUGGAGGGUUGCCACUUGCAAUCAUCACUAUAGCUAGUCUAUUAGCUAGUCGUCAAACAAGAUCAAAGGACGAGUGGGAGAGCAUAAGAAAUUCUUUGGGCGCCAUGUUUGCCACAAAUCCCACCUUAGAAGAGAUGAGGAGUAUACUAAACCUUAGCUAUAUGCAUCUUCCUCUUCAUCUUCGUCCAUGUCUCCUGUAUCUUGGCAUGUAUCCAGAAGACGAAACGGUCAGUAGGCAUGAUCUGGUUCUACAAUGGAUAGCUGAAGGCCUUGUCAAUUGUUCUCAUGGGUCAGACUUGGAGGAUAUUGGGAAGAGUUAUUUUAAUGAGCUUAUCAAUAGAAGCCUGAUUCAGCCUGCUGGAACCUCAAUGUCUGGAGAGGUGGAGGGUUGCAGAGUACAUGAUAUAAUGCUUGAUCUCAUCCUCAGCAAGUGUGCGGACCAAAAUUUUAUCAACGUGGCAUAUAAUUGUGAAGACGUGGCAAAAAUGCAUGCCUGUGAGUACAAGGUUCGUAGGUUGUCCUUGAAAUCAAGCACCAAUGAUGCAACAUUGAGGAUCAUUGAUACUAGUAUGUCACAAGUUCGAUCAUUUGCACAAUUUGGAGAGUCCAAGUACACACCUCCUCUUUCGCUAUUUAAGUACCUUCGGGUGCUGGUGUUUAUGUUCCCAUUCGAGAGGAGUACGAUAGUCGACCUCACUGCAAUUGGUCAACUGUUUCAGCUAAGAUAUCUGAAGGUUUCUGCAUUCCCGUGCUUCAUAGAUCUGCCUACUGAAAUUCGCGGGCUUGUUCAUUUGGAGACGCUGGAAAUAUCUGGUAAUGCAUCAAGCAUCCCGUCAGAUAUUGUUUGCUUGCCACGAUUGUCUCGUCUGAUCCUUGAGUGUCUCAGUCUUACACGCCUUCCUCAACGGAUUGCCAACAUAAAAUCAUUGCGUGCACUGCACUGUAUGGAGAACAUCUCGCUAGAGGAUAUUAAUGCCGUUAUCGAGCUGACCAGCCUGAGGGAGUUGAGACUUUCUACUAAAGUGGUGGCGGGUGAAGUUGAUGCUUUGGUAUCCCUAAUUGGAAAGCUCCAUGACCUAAAAUACCUUGCAGUCGGUGUUGAGCCUUCUAAACAUCACUGCAACCCGAUGUACUCAUUAUCCAACCCUCCUCUCCAUAUCGAGGAACUUGAUCUAUUCGGGUGGACACUGAAGAGAGUUCCCACAUGGAUUGGUGACCUCCAUUUCCUUCGGAUCCUGAUUUUGCGUGUCGACAACUUGUCCAACGACGAGGUUCAUGUUGUGGGAAAGCUGCCCUGCCUCGUCCAUCUGGAUCUAUGGGUGUCCGCUGAAGGCGGGGCCAUCAUCUGCAUGGGCUUAUUCCAAGUCCUGAAAGUCCUUCGUCUCUUCUCUCAUGAUGUGGCACACAUGCAGUUUCAGACAGGACUAAUGCCCAGCCUGCGACAGCUCACUCUAGAAGUAAAGAAUGGCUGGGGUGGUGCUGUGCCUCAAGGCAUGGAGCACCUAUUGGCCCUCGAACACAUCUCUGUAUUUGCCAGAGACGGCGUCAACCACCGUGAUGUCGAGUCUGCCUUCAGAAGCGUCGUCGAUGUGCACCCAAGACGACCUUCCUUAGAAAUAAUACCUCCGCCUUCCCUCAGUUCUAUAAAUGUGGUCAAACUUUGA
Messenger RNA from Triticum turgidum subsp. durum (durum wheat), 2739 nucleotides. NCBI's taxonomy places the organism in Eukaryota, Viridiplantae, Streptophyta, Magnoliopsida, Poales, Poaceae. The record is from the annotation of a GenBank genome assembly.